Aspergillus clavatus NRRL 1 is the source of this 1119-nucleotide messenger RNA. Its product is annotated as cytochrome b5-like heme/steroid binding domain-containing protein. The record is from RefSeq and is a predicted model, not a curated record. Gene Ontology annotation, biological process: unsaturated fatty acid biosynthetic process. Gene Ontology annotation, molecular function: iron ion binding; stearoyl-CoA 9-desaturase activity. NCBI's taxonomy places the organism in Eukaryota, Fungi, Ascomycota, Eurotiomycetes, Eurotiales, Aspergillaceae. Gene Ontology annotation, cellular component: endoplasmic reticulum membrane. The coding region runs from base 1 to 1119 and encodes 372 amino acids. The transcript is spliced from 5 exons.
AUGCAUGAUCUGCGACUUUCUGGGGAACCAACUUAUUUUUUUUUUUCUGUCGUCACCAUGAUAAAUAGCCAGACUCCUGGUGUUGCGCCCCUCAAUGAUGGCACUACAGAUUAUGUUCCUCUGCGAAAGCACUCCAUCGGAACAUCGCAUAUUUCUGACCAACCUAUGGCAUGGACAAACUGGCCCAAGGCCUAUUGGACACCCUUACAUCCUCUCACGGCUCUACUUGCAGUUGUCUAUCACUUCAAUGCCGGCCUUGGCAUAACAGCUGGCCACUCUUCCAUUACAGAUCUACCUUGCUGCGGUUGGGGCUGCAGCGGGACAGGGUUUGAUUCGCUGGUGGGCUCGCGGUCACUGAGCCCACCACCACUAUACAGACAUGGAGAAAGACCCAAUUUCAGUGCGCAAAGGGUUCUGAUAUUCACAUAUUGGCCAGCUAGUUAUCAAGCAGAACUACAAAAGGUUGAAAUGACAGAUGUCGCUGAUCCUGAUGCUAAUCCUGUGGUGGUUUGGCAGCACAAGAAUUUCAUCAAAUCUGCCCUCUUCAUGACGUUGAUUUUCCCUACCUUGGCUUGCGGCCUGGGAUGGGGCGAUUUGCGUGGGGGUCUUAUAUACAGUGGUAUUCUGCGCGUUUUCUUCAUUCAACAGGCCACCUUCUACUGGGGGCAAUAUGAUCCGACCAAGUGGGCAAUUUGGAUCUGGAAGAAGCUCGGAGUUGCUUAUGAUUUGAAGCAGUUCCGCAAAAAUGAGAUUUCAAAGGGCCGUCUGCAGCAGUUGCAGAAGAAGAUUGGGGGAUCCCGCUGGAGCAGCCCUGUCCUGGACUGGGACGGGUUUGUCACCGAGUCUGCUAGCAGGGCCCUAGUCGCCAUUGGAGGCGUCAUCCCUGAUGUUUUCAACUUCAUCCAGGAGGACCCGGGUGGUAAGGCAUUCAUUUCAUCGGUAAUUGGCAAAGAUGGCACCGGCAUGUUUAAUGGGGCCAUCUAUCAGCAUUCUAACGCUGCCCAUAAUCUUCUGUUGAUGAGGCGUGUAGGUGUUCUCCGAGGUGGCUGCGAAGUAGAGAUUUGGAAGUACGCUAUGGCGGAGGCUAAGCACCGACAAGUCAUGCCAGAGACUCGAUAA